Capra hircus (goat) is the source of this 1880-nucleotide messenger RNA. It is a transcript of the gene POLR2H, whose product is annotated as RNA polymerase II subunit H. Gene Ontology annotation, molecular function: DNA-directed RNA polymerase activity. The record is from RefSeq and is a predicted model, not a curated record. The transcript has 5 exons. The coding region runs from base 1189 to 1641 and encodes 150 amino acids. Gene Ontology annotation, biological process: DNA-templated transcription. NCBI's taxonomy places the organism in Eukaryota, Metazoa, Chordata, Mammalia, Artiodactyla, Bovidae. Gene Ontology annotation, cellular component: RNA polymerase III complex; RNA polymerase I complex; RNA polymerase II, core complex.
CUCCCUGGCAGGGCCCAAAGAGAAACCGGAGUAGGUGCUGACGUCUAGCAGCCAUGGGGGAACACGGCCUGCUGGGGCUUUGCGUUCUCUAUGAGGGUCCGGAGGACAGAGCAGAGGGGGUGAGCACUAGUGUAUGAGCAGCGUUAGGGAGAGUGUCAGGAGAGGCCAGUGCCCAGGAAACAGGCAGUGUGCAGGAGGAGGCAGCGCCGGGGUGAAGGGGCGCGCGGGAGGUCGCAGGGGGCUCCCGGGUAAGGGAGCAGUGCCCAGGAGGGGGUCGAAGUGAGAGCUGGCACCCUAGAGGAAGGGGCAAUGUAAAGAAAGAGGUGGCGUCUGUAGAACAGGGUAGUGCCAGGAUGAAGAAGCCCGUAGGAGAGCUUGUCUAGAAGGAGAGGACCGUGGUAGCGGAAAGGGAAGAACAGAGCUUAAGGGGCAGGGCUCGAGGAGGGCAGUGGGUUUGGGGUUAAUGCCCUGCUGAAGGGGUGGUGUGAGAGAAGAGAGCAGGAAAGGGGACGGUGCAGGCUUUCCUCUUCCCCAUGGUGACAUCAUGGCAAAUUCCCAAACUGGAGGGACCCGGCUCAGGUGACAUCCAGCUGGGACGAGCCGGCCCGGGCCGGCCUGGGUGCCAGCAGGAAGGGCUGGGUUUUGCGCCCAGUCGGGCCAGCGCCCUGGGGGCGGGGUGCUGCUCCCCUCGCUCUCUGUGCGGACUUGCCCUCGGCGGGCACGCAGACCGGCACAGUAAGGCUCGGGCCGGGCUUCUCUGGGCCAAGGAUCAAGGUCCCUGGCUGGGGCAGGCCGCUUGAGCAUUCCAGUCUUCCAGACCCGGCUUCUGAAGAGGGCGCAGUAGAGCCUCGGGAGAGAGCCGGACGCGACGCCACCUCUGUCGGAGGUGGGACCCAUCGUGUCGCCGCCCGGGGCGGAGUUUUCUGGACCCGAAACCAGCCCUCAAUUCUGAAACCUCUGGGAAACAAUCGUUCGGGGCGGAAGUUAAGAAGCCCCGAGAGCUAGGCAGCGGAAGUGGCUGCGGUACAGUUCUUCUGUGCGCAUGCGUUAUUGUAUUCCUUUGCUGCUGCCGUUUCAGCGCUGCGUCGUCUUAGCGCGCCUCUUUUCCUCCACGCGAGGGGGUGCGCUACCCCUAGUCGUCGCGGUCAGCGCGCCCAGUCUCUCUGCUACUCUCGUGGCCCCCUCACCAUGGCGGGCAUCCUUUUUGAGGAUAUUUUUGAUGUAAAAGACAUUGACCCGGAAGGCAAAAAGUUUGACCGAGUGUCUCGGCUGCACUGUGAGAGUGAAUCUUUCAAGAUGGACCUCAUCCUUGAUGUAAACAUUCAGAUUUACCCUGUAGACUUGGGUGACAAGUUCCGGUUGGUCAUAGCCAGUACCUUAUAUGAAGAUGGUACUCUGGAUGAUGGUGAAUACAACCCCACAGAUGAUAGGCCUUCCAGGGCUGACCAAUUUGAGUAUGUCAUGUAUGGGAAAGUGUACAGGAUUGAGGGAGACGAAACUUCUACUGAAGCAGCAACACGCCUCUCUGCCUACGUGUCCUAUGGGGGCCUGCUCAUGAGGCUGCAGGGUGAUGCCAACAACCUGCAUGGAUUUGAAGUGGACUCCAGAGUGUAUCUGCUCAUGAAGAAACUGGCCUUCUGAACCACCCAGGAAGCUAGCCUUGCUGCUUAGUCACUCAGGUCCUGGAUGUUAGUUCAACCCGAAUAGCAGUUGCUGUUGUUCACCUGUUCAAAAGGGGCUGACUCUCUGUCCACCCUGAGUGCAUCUUUAGCAGAUCUGGACUCAGUGGGAAACUGACUUGCCGGUGAAAGACCCAGUGGGAGAGCUUAAGAUGUUUUAUGUACAUGAUUUUUUAAAUUAAACUUUACUUUUUCAGACUC